Molecule: messenger RNA, 882 nt
Organism: Pectinophora gossypiella (pink bollworm)
Lineage: Eukaryota; Metazoa; Arthropoda; Insecta; Lepidoptera; Gelechiidae
Exons: 5
Coding region: 96-458 (120 amino acids)
Source: RefSeq, a predicted model, not a curated record
AGCAUAAGUGACAUUUGAAAUUUGAGGUUAGAAUUUUCUAAACAAUUUACAUUUCUCUCGAUAAAUUAAAUGUUUUCAACUCGUACAGGAAUACAAUGUCUUCAGCUCUAGUAAGACAAGCUCUCCAGUUCGUCGAACAAGAAGAGAGCGGUGGGAAGCGAGGCAAGCGGCGCGCGGGACCCGCCACCAGUCAAGAGCACACACACCCAUACAGAAAGCCUUCCAAGAAAAGCAAAGCACGCAAAGAAGUCCCGUCUGACGUGGAAGACACGGUGCGGAAACUGCUUGCACUGUCUGCACCCACACCUGACAAUACUGUAGCACAAAAAAUUGUAGAAAGGGCAGUGAAAGGCAAGCCACUGCUGGAGAAAAUUGAGGUUAAGAAAGAAGAAGAGAAGUCCAUCUUGUUCCCGGAAGAGCCACACUCCAAGUUUGAGCGGGAGUACUUCUGUAGCUAGGCAUCGGCUGUGAGCCCAGCCUAGUGACCAGCUCGUUGUAUGGACGUGUCCGACGCAGCGCUCGGCCGACUCAUCCUCACCGUCACCACCACUGUCUUCGUGCUCCUUGUUUUCUGGAUCAACACAUACCCCUUUGUUGAACAAGAGUUGUCGGGUUACCACUGGGUGGCGCGGCCGCAGUGGUUGCUGGUGUCGUGUGCGCUGUGGGGUCUGUGCUUCGUGGGCGCUCUCAUGUGGCACUCGGCGCGACAGUUGCGCUGCGCCUAGAGUGGCUGACCACACUGUCCCCGCAGCCGCCACAGCCACCGCAGCGUCCAAAGCCGCCGCGGCCGCCCGAGCCGCCUCACUUGCCGACGCCGCCGCAACCGGCCGCCGGUCACAGCAGCAGUUGCCGCGUGCGCUGCACGCAUUCCACAACAAUCAU